Thunnus maccoyii (southern bluefin tuna) is the source of this 5052-nucleotide messenger RNA. It is a transcript of the gene mdga2a, whose product is annotated as MAM domain containing glycosylphosphatidylinositol anchor 2a. Gene Ontology annotation, molecular function: protein binding. The record is from RefSeq and is a predicted model, not a curated record. Lineage: Eukaryota; Metazoa; Chordata; Actinopteri; Scombriformes; Scombridae. Gene Ontology annotation, biological process: homophilic cell-cell adhesion. Bases 2080 to 4986 code for a protein of 968 amino acids. The transcript has 17 exons. Gene Ontology annotation, cellular component: plasma membrane.
UGAGAGAUCUGGGAAUGGAAAGGGGGCAGAAGAGUUCAGAGAUGUACGGGGGCGCCAGGCCGUGUAAAGCUUUAAAAAACAAAUAAUAGAGCCUUAGACUCAGUCUUAUACUUGACCAGUAGCCAAUGGAGGGAUGCCAGUACAGGUGUGAUGCUGUCUCUCUUCCUGCUACCAGUUAGUAGUCAAACAGCAGCAUUCUGCACCAGCUGUCAGCCAGACAAAGAUGACUGGCUAAUACCCAAAUAAAGAGCAUUGCAGUAAUCCAGCUGAGAGGAAAUUAAGGCAUUUGUGAUGAUCUUCAGGUCAUUAAAUGAGAGGAACAGUUUGAGUUUGGCGAUAUUUCUUAGUUGGAAAAAGCAGCCUUUCACAACAGUGUUCAUUUGUUUGUCAAAUUUUAAAGCUGGAUGGAAAAUGACAGAUUUCUGGCAUAAGCAGAACACGCUCUGUAUGCUCCGCAUCCUCUGUUAAUAUCACGACCUAUUAGAUUUAUCCUGACCACUUGGGGUGUCCCGACCCAGAGGUUGGAAACCAUAGUUCUACAUUUUUUCGUGUGAGUCUGAAAUAGCGUAAGGUGUUUUUUACUUAUUGUUUUUGUGAUGUAUGAUUUGUAAUGAUGUAAUAUUGAUGUUGAAUGUCAUGCGAGCUGAAGGCCAAUUUCUGCUUUUGGUGGACAAUAAAGUUGUUUAGAUUUGAUUUAAACGACUGAUACAUUUUACUCUACAUGAAAGGUUUGAAUACCUUUAAUAUAAUAAUACUGUUCAUAUUCUGACCCGUCACAGGUUCUAUUCCAAAUUUAUGAACUAGAAAUCAUUCAUGAAAACCUCAUUAGUCAUUAAUAAAUGUGUGAUGAAUCCUUAAUGAGAGAGUGUAUUCUUUAGUUUUUACACUUUUUGUUUAUGGAGAAAAAACCUUUACAAUCAUAUCUGUAUGAUCUAUAUGAUGUUCUAUGUUUCAUAAAACAGAACAUAACCAGUUUCAAUUAAUUAUAUUAAAUGUGAUGAAUGCAUUGUUUUUGAAUGGUGAUUUUUGAUUUUUUAAAUAAAUAUGGGUCAAACACUCUCUACAAAAAUGUGAAUCAGCUGUACAAAAAUGUUUUCAAAAAUUUGAAAUAUUUCCAUUUUUGUAUAUUAUGGGUCACAUUAGGAGAGGUCAUAAAACUUCAGGCUAAAAGCAAACUGUUUAGGCUGUUUUUACUGCUCUCAGCUGGGUCAGAUUUGACCCUGAACAGCAUGUGAGGGUCAAAUGGUUUCAAAGGUUUAAAUCUGGUAUAUUUGGUCACCGAGUUUUAUUCUGAAAAUAUCAUCCCGGAAGCCGCGUCGCUCGCCACUCUGUCCGACUUUACCGCUCGGUUCGCUCGGUUCGCUCGGUGACGUCUCUCACCGGUAAAAUCCACUGACGAGUCGACCGGACUGACCGCUUCUCCGUCUUCUUCGCCGGAGCUCAGAGCGGCAUCACGGCAUCACGGAGCCCGACUCUCCUCCUCCCCUCCCCGGCCUGACAGGCCGCGACGAGCCGCUGAGAGCAAGGACCGGACACGGAGCGGGCACCGCUUCUCCUCGGGAGGAUGAUGGAUGUAACUCCGGUACCGACCCGCGGACAAGGAGCCCGGUGGACUCGGCGGAAGGGCAGCGGGGACUUCUGAGCAUCCUACCGGCCGGAGGAUACUGACGUAGCCUACUGACGUUUUUUUCUUGAAUUUUAAUCUUUUUUCUACAAUGUCACCAUCAAGGAGACGCGGCUGAGGCACCUGCUCUUCCUCCCGGAUCCCCGCCGGACGUCAACUGUUUCUGGAGGCUUCAGCUAACGUUAGCUCCGGUAUGAGCAGAACCGGACCUUCCCGUCACAUCUGACCGGGGUGUGUGGGGGUGGUGGCGGGCUGCUGGCGGGGAAACGUUCGGAUUUUUGGAUGAGAACCGGUCACCGGGCCGGAUUCCGUGCGGAGGGACGCCGGCCGGAGCGGAGGAGGAGGAGGGAGAAGGAGGAGCAUCAGCAGCGGCAGCAGCAGCUGCGGGGAGCCGAACUGACAACCUCAUCCCCGGGGGGAGAGAAGCAGCGAGGCGGCCAGAGGAGGAUGUGAAGAUGGGUUCAGUUUUCGGUCUCCUGUGGCUGUUUACCGGCUUCCUGCAGGGCGUGCACGGCCAGGGCGUGUACGCGCCCCCGACGGUGCGGAUCGUGCACUCCGGUCAGGCCUGUAACGUGGAGGAGGAGCGCCACAGCGAGAGAGUCUACACCAUCAGAGAGGGAGAGACUCUGGAGCUGCAGUGUCUGGUGACCGGACAUCCUCGACCACAGAUUCGUUGGACUAAAACGGCGGGCGGAUUCUUGGACCGUCAGGGCGACUCCUGGCUGCACAACGAAACUCUGAAGAUCGAAGCCAUCGGCCGUCACCAGGGAGGACGCUACUACUGCAAGGCCGAGAACGGACUGGGGUCCCCCGCCAUCCGGUCCAUACGAGUCGACGUCUACUACCUGGAUGAUCCGGUGAUCACGGUGCAUCAGAGCGUCGGCGAGACGAAGGAGCAGUUCUACUUCGAGCGGACGGUGUUCCUGCGCUGCGUCGCCAACUCAAACCCACCCGUCCACUACACCUGGAGGAGAGGACGGGAGGUGCUGACGCAGGGCUCCGACUCCGGGGUGGAGAUCUACGAACCGUUUUUUACACAGGGUGAGACAAAGAUCCUGAAGCUGAAGAACCUUCGUCCUCAGGACUACGCCAACUACACCUGCAUCUCCUCCGUCAGGAACGUCUGCGGCAUCGGAGACAAGAACGCCCACUUCAGUCUGAACAACAGGACAGCUCCUCCCUCCAUUAAGCUCCUCCUGGAAGACCCCCUGGUGGUGAACCCGGGGGAGACGAUCACUCUGGUGUGUGUGGCGUCGGCCGGAGACCCUCCCCCCAUCCUGAAGUGGCUGAGGCCCGGCGGGGAGGAGCUCCCGAAGAGGAGCGUCGUCAACGGCGGCACGCUGACCAUCCCCGCCGUCACUGUGGACGAUGGCGGUGCCUACAGCUGCAUGGCGUCCAACAACGUGGGAAACCCAGCAAAGAAAUCCACCAACAUACUGGUCAGAGGCCUUCGUAAAGGUCGGUUCUGGAUCACUCCUGACCCGUAUCACAAUGACGACAACAUCCAGAUCGGCCGUGAGGUGAAGAUCAGCUGCCAGGUGGAGGCCACGCCGCCCGAGGAGCUGCAGUUCAGCUGGCUGAAGAACGGCCGGCCGCUGAGGAGCUCCGAGCGGAUGGUCAUCACCCACACCGACACCGACGUCUCGCCGGGAACCACCAACCUCGACAUCAUCGACCUGAAGUUCACCGACUUUGGUACCUACACCUGCGUGGCGUCGCUGAAGAAUGGAGGAACCCCUGAGAUCAGCAUCGACGUCAACAUCUCAUCCACCACAGUUCCUCCAGAGCUGAAAGUCCCCCGAGGGCGCUCUCACCUCAUCGCUCAGGAGGGCGACACCGUGGACCUGCAGUGUCUGGUGUCGGGGAAACCCAAACCCAUCAUCCUGUGGUCUCGGGUGGAGGAGAGCGGGGCGGCGGCGGCGGCGGCGGCGGCUCUGAUGCCCGAUGGCUCGAUGCAGACGGAGAGCUACGACGGCGUCCUGAGGAUCACCAACGUGACGAGAGAGAUGAGCGGAGCGUACCGCUGCCAGACGAGCCAGUACAACGGCUUCAACGUGAAGCCCAGAGAGGCUCUGAUCCAGCUGGUGGUGCAGUUCCCUCCCACGGUGGAGCCGGUCUACACGGAGAUCCGUCAGGCUCUCGGCCGAGCGUUCAGCCUCACCUGCCGCCUGCUGCGCGCUCACCCGGCCCGCCUCCUGCGAUACGAGUGGAAGCUGGGCUCCCGCCUCCUCACCGUCGGACAGUUCAGCGACCAGCGCGACGACACCAACUACCACGUCAGAGCUCUGAACCGAGAGGGCUACGGCGAGUACACCUGUGACAUCACUAACGAGGCUGGGGCGGGACGCUGCACCUUCCUGGUCACAGGGAAGGCUUACGCUCCAGAGUUUUACUACGACACCUACAGCGCUCUGUGGCAGAACCGACCGCGAGUCUACGGCUUCAGGCUGCAGUGGACGCAGAUGGAGCCCAACGCCGUGGACCGCAUCCUGGCCUACAGGCUCGGCAUCAGACAGAUGGGUCAGUCUCGCUGGUGGGAGCAGGAGAUUCCCAUGGAGAGAAACAUCCAGAAGGGGGAGCUGUUGACCCACAACCUGACCGAACUCAUCAAACCUGAGUCCUACCUGGUCCGCCUCACACCCAUCACGCGCUACGGAGAGGGCGACGCCACUGAACGCAUCAUCACAUACAGCGCUCCUGUUAACCCACAUCUCAGGGAGUUCCAGUGUGGUUUCGAGGACGAGGCGUUGUGUUUGUUCUCUCAGGACAAAACAGAAGAGUUUGAUUGGACGCGUCACAGCGCCGCCACACGAGACACCAAAUACACCCCGAACACCGGACCGAGCUCCGACCACACGGGCUCCAAGCAGGGUUUCUACAUGUACAUCGAGACGUCGAGGCCGAGGCUGGAGGGAGACAAAGCCCGGCUGCUGUCGCCCACCUUCAACAUGGGCUCCAAGAGCUCCUCCUCCUCCGGCAGCGUCUCCACCAACCCCACCUACUGCUUCGCCUUCUACUACCACAUGUACGGGAAACACAUAGGAGCUCUUAACGUGUUCCUGCGUCAGAAAGGUCAGACGGUGACGGACACCUCAGUCUGGAGUCUGGCUGGUAACCAAGGAGACCGCUGGCGGCAAGCCAAGGUCAACAUCCACCCCAACACAGCCUUCCAGAUGGUGAUGGAAGGAGUCCGAGGCGCUGGUAUCGAGGGAGAUAUCGCCAUCGAUGAUGUCACCAUUGAGGAGGGGGAAUGUAAAGACCCUCCACCCAACAAUCUAAGGUCACUCGCCCCGCCCUCAUUGCCCCAUAUAUGGCAGCUGUGCGUCACUCUGAGUCUGGCUGUGAUUGGCCGGCAGAGGUGACCCCCAUUCUCUACGGGAUGCCAACACCUUUGAGUCUUCACCCCCACCUCUCCUCCCCCGGCCUCC